Molecule: messenger RNA, 872 nt
Organism: Triticum dicoccoides
Lineage: Eukaryota; Viridiplantae; Streptophyta; Magnoliopsida; Poales; Poaceae
Exons: 4
Coding region: 139-615 (158 amino acids)
Source: RefSeq, a predicted model, not a curated record
CGCUGGAAGCACGACCCCCACCUACUCAUUCACUCGCUCCCUCCUUUCCCCUCUGCGUCGGCGACAGGAAGGCGAAGGAGGGAGGAACCCUAGCCGCUCGAGCAAGAAGGAACGCCCAGAUCCCCAAGGCCGGCGACGAUGGCGGUGGUUCGGUGCGCGGCGAGGAGGCUCGGUGGCUCCCUGCUCCAGCGAGCGCAGGCGGCGGUCGCGGGGAAGGAGGGCCGCCGGCUCGGUCCAGGCAGGUUCAUGCGCUCCCGCCACCUCUCCAGCGAGUGCGCUCGCGAGAUCCAGGACAAGAAGCUGGAGCUGCGCAACUUGAUAGCCAAGGCGCUGAACAAGAAAGAGGAGCUGCAUGGGGCGCUAUCAAAGGCGGCGAAGAAUUCUGAGGCGAUUGGUGAGCCUGACUUGCGGCUGCUGGAGCGUUUCUCUCUACGGAAAGUCGCUCCGAAACCGCAUAAAGCUCCAUCGACCUGGAGGCGGAUCGCUGCAAGAGCCAACGGUUUGCUGGAAGCAGCUGCCAACGUGACAGUCUUUGUUCUGGCUACUGCUUUUGCGAUUGGUGGCAGGUUCAGCAAGGGGGCAAAAGGCGAGACCGUUGGCGAGGAAAACCAGUGAAGACUCGGCUUGUGUUUCACUUCAGUUAUGAUGACCUGCAGUUUGGCUAAGUUAUCUCUGUGAUAUCGCGUGCGUGACACAGUAGGGAUGCUGUCUGAGUUGAUUUGCAUGUUGGAUGGAACCGUGGGUUAUUUUGGUUGCGCUGAACCUUGUUAGCCUUAUGUCCUGAAGUAUAAUGCACGAUGGGUGGGCAGUUUUAGAAACAUAUUCCAACUGUUUACUUUUGCUCUUAAUUGACGCCGGUUAUCUUGCCUCCA